Molecule: messenger RNA, 1113 nt
Organism: Gordionus sp. m RMFG-2023
Lineage: Eukaryota; Metazoa; Nematomorpha; Gordioida; Chordodea; Parachordodidae
Exons: 6
Coding region: 1-1113 (370 amino acids)
Source: RefSeq, a predicted model, not a curated record
AUGGAAUCUAAUAGCAGUAAUCCAUAUAAAGAUUGUUUGGUUAAUGAAGAAAGAAGGCUUAUUGAUGAAAGGACUAAUGUAGGGACAGUAGAAAAGAAAAAAAUAGCUAUACACAUGGCUCAAUCUAACAGUGACAACCAUACAAAAGAGCUCGAUCUGGGUACUAAAACACCUAAACCUAUACAACCAAUAUUAAGUGCAUAUCCUUGUACUGGAUUGGGGAAAGAUAGAAGAUGUUUUCAACCUCAGUGGUACAAAUCCUUUACUUGGAUAGAAUAUAGCAUUACCAGAAACGCUAUUUUUUGUUUUCCUUGUCGUAAUUUUCCCACACAACCUCAAAAAGGUUAUCUGUUUGUUAUAGGUUAUCAAAAAUUUCGUAAGGUAAAAGAAUUCUUAACAGCUCACGGAGAAACAAAUGGUCAUGCAACGAAUGUGAUUCUCUGGAACCAUUUUAAACAAUCUUUAAUAGAAGGGACCAUUAAAGAAAAAUUUGUAGCUCUAACUAAAUCAGAAAUAAUGCCACCGGGCAAUGCUCAUUAUUGCUCACCUCCAUUACAAAAUCAAAUGCUAUCUGCAGCGGGAAACAUAAUCUUAAAGUACAUAGCUUCAGAAAUAAGGGAGGCAGGUUAUUUUGAUGUCAUGGCUGAUGACACUCGUGAUGUUAGCUCAUAUGAACAAUUUUGUAUAUGUGUUAGAUAUGUUGAUAAAACAAAUACACCAAAGGAAUUUUUUAUAUCUUUUGAAAAAGUUGUAGACUUAAAUGCAGAAUCAUUAACAAAGACAUUGAUAUCAACCUUAAAUAACAAUUCUAUAAAUGCGAUUUGCGUUGCUCAAGCUUAUGAUGGUGCCAGUGUUAUGAAAGGGCAUCUUUCAGGAGUCCAGGAAAAAUAUCGCAAAAAUCACAAAAUGGCUAUAUAUGCGCACUGCUAUGCACAUAAACUCAAUCUUGUAUUGAUCUCAGCAUGCAAAUAUUUACCUCAGUCUAGAAAAACAAAUAUAGGAGAGAACAGGGCUAGUUGGCGCAAUUUUUGUCAAAAUCAUCAUAGCUCCGAAAAUAAUGAUCAUAUAAGAUCUUACAAAAUACCAAUAGAUACCUUAAACAUCUACCUAUAA